AAUGAUGGAUGGCAGACAUUCAGGUGGUAACAAGGGGAGAGGGAAUCAGAGGCGAGGUGGUGGGGGACGCAGAAAUUAUAGAGAUCAAAGACCGAGGAAUACAAAGGAACAACUUUCUCAGAGGGAGUCGAGAGACGCACCAACACCGCCACCCAAACAUACCAAAAACAAAGAGCAGUCAUCAGAAAUGCUGCACAAGAAAAGUGAAAGAUUACUAACUGAACCAGGACCAACAUACAAUCUCAUUGUUUAUAAACCAUUCGAAGGAGAGAUAAAUUUCUUAGAAUACUUAAAAAAGAAAGGCCUGCCAUCACUAUUCAAAUUUAAUAUUGAAUCUUUCACAGUAAAUCCUAAAGGAUUAUCAACUUCCGUUUGGGUUCAUUUCCCAAGCAACAAUGCCUAUAGACAGUUUCAGUUGUGGAUGCAACAGACCAAAAAUCUAGGUUUUGUGCACCGUUUUCAAAGAGAAGAAGUUGCAAAAGUAAGUAAAGAAUUUAUUGAUAAGAAUCUACAGAAUAUUCAGGAACGAAGUAACCAUAUAAUGGGAAUGCAUCAAGAAAAAAUUAAGGAAACCAAACAAGAAUUAUCAGAUUUUCUUGGAACAAAGAAACCCAAGAAAAAGACAAACUAUGUUCCCCUUUCUGAAUUUGAACGGAGAGAAAUGCAGACAAAAACACUUGAAAGCAAAAUUUCUGAACUUGAAAAUCAACUUAUCGAGUUUGAAAGUUCUGUAGAAGAUAUCAAAAGACGAUUAAAAGAGUUUGAAGGAGGUACUGUAAGACAAGACCACAUCGACCAACUGCUAAGAGAAUUUGAAAUAGAGUAUUCAAGGCUAGAGCAAGCACUACCAAUUUAUGCUAAACGUUCAGAAAUAGUCAAUUCUGUUUCACAAAAUCAAGUAUGCAUCCUUCUUGGAGAAACAGGGUCCGGGAAAAGCACACAAUUAACACAGUAUCUUUUGCAUUCUAAACUGCCUUCCAAUGGCCGUAUUGUUUGCACACAGCCUAGAAAAGUAGCAGCUGCAAGUCUUGCUCAGCGGGUCGCAAUUGAAAUGAAGUCUACUGUGGCAGAUAUAGUAGGCUAUCAAUGUGGAAUUCAGAAGAAAGUUUCAGACCAGACAAAAGUUGUUUACAUGACUGACCAUACACUGUUAAAUGAAUGCAUCAAAGAUCCUUUGUUAAAUAAUUACUCCUGCAUUAUUAUUGAUGAGGCACAUGAGAGAAGCAUAUACACAGACCUUUUACUCGGUAUGAUAAAAAAGUGUUUACCUCGGAGACAAGACAUACGCAUCAUCGUUACGUCUGCAACAAUUGAUCCAGAACUUUUUGUUCGAUAUUUUAAAGACUGUCCAGUGAUAAAAGUACUUGGCAGAAUGUAUCCUGUCGAUGUGGAAUGGGAAACUUUCUCUGGAGAUGAUGACUUGGAAGAAUAUGAAAGAAAAGGAAUUGAAAAGACGUUGGAAAUCCAUGACAAGGAACCCCCUGGUGACAUUCUACUUUUUCUCACAGGUCAGCUGGAAAUCGAGAAUUGUAUAGAAAGACUACAAUGGGAACUCAAGAGUAGAACUGAUCACUUGAUAUUGCCACUUCAUGGUAAACUUCAAACAGAAGAACAGAAUGAAAUAUUCAAAGAAACGCCACCGGGUAAAAGAAAAAUUGUUAUUUCCACUAAUGUGGCAGAAACUUCUGUAACAAUUCCUGGAGUGAAGUAUGUGAUUGACACUGGGCUUGCAAAAGAAAUGAAAUAUGAUCCAGACAAAAAAGUUAACUCCUUAAAGGUUGUUAGAAUAACAAAAAGUUCUGCUGAUCAAAGAAAAGGAAGAGCAGGGAGAACGGCUGCUGGGAAAUGCUAUCGAUUUUAUUCCAAAGAAGCAUAUGACAACAUGACAGCAUCUUCUACUCCAGAGAUUUUGAGGAUUCAUAUCGGUCAUGCCAUUCUGAAAUUGCUGCAACUAAAUGUGAACCCUCUUGAUUUUGAUUUUGUCGAGGCACCUCCAAGUAAUUCGAUGGAAACAGCCUUUCAGCAAUUGGUUAAUCUUGCAGCAGUUAAAAAUGAAAAAAUUACUGAUCUAGGGCGCUGGAUAGCACAGCUUCCCUUGGAGCCUAAUUUGGGAGUUUUUGUUCAUGAUGCAAUUGAGAUGAACGUAGGCAUGGACGCUAUCAUUAUUGCAGCAUCAUGCACAGUGAGUGGGAAUUUGUUUUACAGAGCUGGAACAAAAGAACAGAAAGAUAAAUGUGACAAAUUAAAAAUUCCUUUCUGCCAUAUUAAAGGAGAUCAUUUCACAUUUUUAAAUGUCUUUAAGGAAUGGCAUUGCAUUCCUGAGAAGGAGAAAAGUAAGUGGUGUUUGGUAAAUUCCAUCAAUGGAAGGGCCAUGAGAAGCAUACGAGACACUGUAAACGAGAUCAGAUUCAUCUUGAAAAAUUACAUGAAUAUUACAAUAAAGUUUGAAUUGAAAGAUAAAGAUAGUAUAAGUAAAGAUAGAAAUGAGAGAACAUUACAAAAGCUUUUAUUUAAGGCUUUUCGUAGUAAUCUUUCUUACUUCCUUGGACAUGAAAAGGCUGGAUAUUAUUCCAUUGAUAAAGACCAGCAAAUGACUGUUCAUCCUUCUGCAUCUUUCCAGUCUCUUGCAUUAUUUCCAAAAUGGGUUCUAAUCGAGAAAGUUUUGAACACUUCUCGAGAAUUUGCUGUUAAUAUAACAGAAGUGAACGAAGACGACGUACAGGAAGCCUUAAAAAGAAAUGAAAUAAAUUUUGAUAUGUCGGGAAUAGAAAGGAAAAGAAUUGAACCAAUUUAUACAGAAUACAUUGGAUCACAAGUUCACUACAAAUUUGUGGGCCCAAGAUGGAAGCAUGCAAAAGACUUAGAAACCAAACUUAAAAAAGUAAAUACAGAUUCAAUUUUUGUAAUUGAUGCAGACAGAGACAAGGGUGAAGUUUCAAUUUAUGCACCUGCAGAUAAGGAUGAAGUGGCAACAGAAACACUGAAGAUGGAACUUGAUCCGAUAAGAGAAAAUAUAAGGAAGGAGAAGGUUAUUAUUCCUAUCUUUCCAAGGUGUUAUAAUGUUAAACUGUCCAUUGGACCAGGUGGAUUAAUACAAGACCUGUUGUGUGAAGAUGAUUAUAACAAUGUUUAUGUAUACUGCUCAGAAGAUGAAUUUGAAUCUGAUGAAGAAUUGGUGGAAUGGAUGAAACAGUUUGGUGAAAUUCAAAAGUUUCAAAAGAAAUCUCCAGCAAAUACCAAUCAAAGAUAUCGUGGUGAAGUAGUGUUUGAGAAUAGCGAAUCUGCGAAGAAGGCAGUUACAGAAUUACGUGACAGUACAUCAAAAAUUCACAUAAAACCCCCAGGUUGGAAAACAGACGAUUCUGAUGCAUUCAAAGCUAAAAUAAUGUGGUGUCGCAGACAAUCCCGAGGAUUUGGGUUCCUGCAAAUUAUGAAUUCAGAAACAUUGGAAACCGUUUUGACUUUAAGCUCCUGGACACAAGUUUCAGUUGGUGGAUCAAAUGUGAGUAUUAGUCGUAGUAGAGAGAAUGCUGACCAAUUGUGUGUUCAAGGCUUCAGUCGUCUUGUCAAUGAAGACAUUCUCAGAGAAGGAAUAGUGGAGGCCUUCAAUAUACCAGAGAAUGAGAUCGGAAAAACUUUUGUUCCACGUGAGAAAGUAUUUACAACUAGGGAAAUAAUGGACAUACAUAAGCGAAGAAUCGAACGGCAUAUUGCACAAUUCUUGAAUCCAAACAAGUUCAAUGUUCAUCUAAGAGAACCCAGACAGCUAGAUUAUAACUUCAGUGGUUUUAUCACCUUCACUGACCCCGAACAAGGCAAUGAAGUCUGCGCUAAUUUGCAAAGCAGAAACCAAUUGUGGAUCAGUGACACAGUAGUUACUGUUAUUCCAGAAAUUCACACUCGUUUAUAUGUACUGGAACGGGUAUUCAAGCGGGUUAGUAAAGAUAUCAAAGAUUUUUGUGCUGAAGCUAAGAAAGAUCGAGUAACUGUUGAUAUAAAGCAGAAUACAACUGGUAACUAUAUUCUGAAUAUAGAGGCAGAAAGCGUAGACAACAUGAUUAAGACGAGAGACACUAUACAAAAUCUUCUUCAAGGUCAAAUCUUGAAAAUGGAAGAUAAUCCAUCUAUAAGAUGUAUGUUCACAAGGGAGGGACGGAGCAAAGUUGACAAAAUCAUGGAGGAAACUCACACUCUCGUAAUUUUGAACGACAGAAAUACGACUAUUUCUGUUCAUGGCAAAGAGAAUGAUCGGGCUUUGGCAAUUUCAAAAAUUCAAAAUUACACAGAAAAACUGGCCUCCUCAAAGGUGAGGUGGAUCGAUCUGAAGGGUGAAACCAAGCCUCCUGGAUUGAUGAAACGAAUUAUCCUGAUGUAUGGUGUAGACCUGCAGGGUUUGAAAGAUGAAUCUGAUUUAUCCAGCGCAGAACUUGACCAUAGAAGACACAAGAUAAAAAUGUUAGGUUCCGAUGAAGCAAUACAAUCGGCAGUUGAUGAAAUUGGAAUUCUUACGAAAAAGCUGUUAAAAGACAACCAAUACCAAAUACCAUCAACUGACCCAGAUUGUGGAAUUUGUCUCUGGCCAAUAACUGAUUGUGAUCUAUACCGACUAGAAUCUUGUGGUCAUGCAUACUGUAGAGAUUGUGUGAGGUUGCAUUUGAAUUCUGCUAUAAGUACAAAAGAGUUUCCUUUACGUUGCUGUUAUGAGGAUUGUGAUAUGCUCUGGGCUUGGAGUGAUAUAAAAAACAUGAAGAAAUUCGGCUUCUGUACCAUUCAAACUUUGAUAGAUGCCUCAGUCGCUUGUUACGUCGCCCAGAAUAAAGAUAAAGCAAGAUACUGCAUUACACCUGAUUGUCAAAUGGUGUACAAGGUCAGCCAGGGAGGAAGUAGAUUUGUCUGCUUUCUCUGUCAUACAGCAUUAUGUAGCAAGUGCCACGUGGAAUACCACACGGGUAAAUCCUGUGCUGUGUUUGAAAAAGAAAAGCAGCUAGACGAAACUGGCUUUGGAGAAUGGAUAAGUCGUGAUACCUCAAACAGAGAUCUUUGUCCAAAAUGCUACAUAGGUAUAGAGAAAUAUUACGGCUGUCAGCAUAUGAAAUGUUUGCUAUGUAAAUGUCAUAUUUGUUGGAUAUGCAAAGCUUAUUUUGAAACAAGUGAUGAAUGUUAUUGUCAUAUGUCUCAAAGUCAUGGCAAAUUUAUAUAG
Molecule: messenger RNA, 5200 nt
Organism: Saccostrea echinata
Lineage: Eukaryota; Metazoa; Mollusca; Bivalvia; Ostreida; Ostreidae
Exons: 1
Coding region: 2-5200 (1732 amino acids)
Biological process (GO): spliceosomal complex disassembly
Cellular component (GO): catalytic step 2 spliceosome; intracellular anatomical structure
Molecular function (GO): RNA binding; ATP binding; zinc ion binding
Source: RefSeq, a predicted model, not a curated record